This is a messenger RNA of Vespula pensylvanica (western yellowjacket), 3868 nucleotides long. RefSeq names its product transmembrane protein 47. Lineage: Eukaryota; Metazoa; Arthropoda; Insecta; Hymenoptera; Vespidae. The transcript has 5 exons. The coding region runs from base 510 to 1178 and encodes 222 amino acids. Gene Ontology annotation, biological process: cell-cell adhesion. Gene Ontology annotation, cellular component: cell-cell junction; membrane. The record is from RefSeq and is a predicted model, not a curated record.
UCGGCCCGGACGCUGCGCCAGGCAUUUAAUGGGCGCAGCUGGGCGCAGCCUCUUUCGUAGGAAGCUUCUCUUUACGAGCCCUACGACAAUUUCUUCCCGGUUCACCUUUGCUUUUUAAGUGACUAAUAGUUGUAUGAAUUCUCUGAACGAUCUACGAUAUUCUAGUGACGUUUUGAUAAUAAACGAAUUCCUUACGUUCAUUCGUAAAAGUUUUAUUGUCGAACGUUCAACUACCUUUUACGAAAGUGCGUCCCCACUCUUGUGUAUUCGUCGUCUUGUAUCCAUCCAUCGAUUCAUCUGCUCAUUGACGCGAGCUUGCUAAAUGCACUUUCGUUCUUCUCAUUUAAUAAAUCACGGAAGAGUAUACGAUGUUCCUUAAACAACACUAUUUGUUAAGAGGUGCAAGGUGUUCAUGAACGUCAGUUUCCAUUAUUUUUUUUAAGGAUAGUCUAAUAAUCGUUUGUCUAUAACAAGACGCGACUGUCUCAGAUACAAGCUUCUAGUAUAAAAUGAUCAUGUAUACAGUCGCGGAAGAACACAUAAGUGAUAAUGAGAUUGCACAGGUAAUAGCAUUCAUAUGCGGGGUCAUAGUGAUACUUUUGAUGAUAAUGGGACUUGCAUCUACGGAUUGGCUAAUGGCCCUAGGAUGGAGGCAAGGACUUUUUGUACAUUGCAUCGAAGAAGGUGCACCAACUCCACUGCCAUUUAAUAUGCCAGAUCCACAAGGAUGUUAUCAAGCUAGAGAUGUUGCAUAUAUAAAAGCUGCAGCUACCUUGUGUGUGAUAUGCCUUUUAUCAGAUAUUAUGGCAACAGUUUUAACAGGUCUUGGAUUAAGAUCACAAGAUCAUAGAGAAAAGCACAAAUUCUAUAGAUUUGCUGUUUUAUGUAUGGGUAUUGCUCUUGUAUGUCUCUUAACUGCAUUGGUAAUUUAUCCUGUGUGCUUUGCCACAGAACUUAAUCUUGGGAAUAGAACAAUGUGGGAAUUUGGAUGGGCAUAUGGCGUUGGAUGGGGUGCAGCUAUAUUUUUGUUUGGUGGAGCAGUAUUACUUUUAUGCGACAAAGAAAGCGAAGAAAUUUAUUAUAAGGAAAGAAAAAUAGUUCGCAACGAGAUGGGAGGAGGUAGUUCAAUGGCUGGUAUGGGACAUCAUGGUGGACGAAGUGGUACGCAACUAGCCUAGUGGCAUUGCACCCUGCCCGAUGUUGUACUCUAGGUGAUUCUUUUCUUUUUUUGUUCUCACAGUUUGAUACCCAUGCGAAGAGUUGUAUACGUGUAUAUGAAAAUGAACAGUUUUUAUACAUGUUACCUGCAUGUUAGAUCAGAUUAUAUUGGAGUUACAGACGGUUUGGUGUAAAAUAUAUGGAACAUGUCGAGCAAACAUUGCUGAAAUUACAAAAGUAUCUAUCAGUUGACUGAACAGAAUUUUUUUAGUAAAUAGUUACCAUUUGGAAUUAUCAUGGGAAUUAUAGUAAUUAAUACAAUUUUGGGACCAUUGUUAUUUUAAGUUUUUGUCUACAGUAUUAUAUAAUCUUUAUAUAUUCUAAAUUUAUAAUUGUUUUAGAAAAUUAUUUCUUUUACAUAAUUUAGUUUGCCAAGUUAAUUCCGGAUGUAUAAAAAUAAAUUUACUUUUUGAUAAUUAUAACAAUUAUCUCGUGAAAUGUUCAAAUCAAUAUUACAUGUAGUAAAAUUAUUAAUAUUGUUUUAUAUUAUUUAUGUAAGUGUAUACAUAUUAUUUUCGCAAUUAACAUAAGUUAUUUCGGUAUAAUUUACAGUAAAGCACAAACAUAAUAGAUGAAAUAUUGAACAAUAUUGCUGACCAAUUCUAAAAUGACUUUGAGUAAAGAAGCUUGUGUUCUUUUUUUUUCUAUUUUAGUUGUUAUGUAUCUUGUUUUUUACGAGUAAAAUAUUUACAUUAUGUUACCAUUUUUAAGAAAUACAUAAAAUUUUGAUAAGUAGAAAAUAUAUUAAUAAGUAUCAUUAAUUUAUGUAUUUUAUUUAUUGUUACUUAUCAAUAGUGCAGCCUUUUUUUAUAUAUAUAAGUUAGGUUUCAUACUAAUGAGGUAUCUUCCAAGCCUAAGAUAUUCAUGGGUCUUCUUUUAAAUAUAAUUAAAUAAUUAACUAAAAUUAUAAUAUACAAAUUUAUAAAUUUACUUAUUUAUAUCAUACUUAUAAUUAAUAUUGCUUGGAUAUAGCAGGCUCUAAAUAAUUAUUAUGAUUUACUUACUAUUGGUAGUCAAUACUUUUAUUAUAUAUAAAAUUUAUAUAAUAUUUAGAAACUUUUAAUUUCUAUUAUUUGAUUGCUAUUUACAAAAUUAUAAUUAAAUAUUUGCUUUGACAUUUAUUGUCACGAGCUGAUCUUAUAAAUAAAAAUGAUUGAUAUUUGUAACAUAAAUUAUAUGUUUAUAUUAACAUUUUUAUAAAUUUAGUAAAUUGAUAUAUACUCUCAUACAAGAAUAUAGCUUAUUAUAUUUUAAGUUCUUGUUUAACAAUAUUUUUUGUAAUAUAAAUGAUUUAUAUUUCUGUAUUUAAUAGAAUAUUUCCUAAGUACAGUCAACUGAAACAGCAGUAAGAGCAAGUAUCAAACAAAUUUUGAUAAACUCGUAUAAAAUGUUCAUUUCUGUAAAUAUAAAUACAUUAAUAAUAUCAAGACUCUACAAUCGCGGUAAAACAAAAUUUAUGUAAAUUAUAAUUCCAAAGUAUGAAGUGAUAUAAAAAAAUUUCUGAUAAUGUUUUACAUCGAUUAAUGGGUUGUAAUAAGUGAACAUCCCUUUUUUCAUUUUUAUGUAAUCCAAGACAAAAUCUUUUAUUGUGAAAAAGGAAUAUCUCUUUAAUUAGAAAUAUUUUCUAUGAACCAAAUACACUCUUAGUUAAAAUACCAUAUUACAGAUUCUAUAAGUCUUUAACACAAUGGAGGCAGCUCGGGCAGGUAUUGUCAUUACGUUAUUUGCAUUAUAUACAUGUACGUAUAUGUACAUAUAAGUAUCUUAUAAAUACUUGUAAUAGUAUGGUAAUAACAUCUAUGGUUAUUGUAAUAUUAUUAAUAUGUUGUACAUGCAAUUUUCACAACACGAUAUAUGGAUGACCAUGCAUUUUAUGAGAGCUUUAUAUGCAAUGUUCGAUUAUAUGUAUAUGCAUUGUCAGUACAUAAACCUAAGUUUAUAUUUAGAAAUGUUAAUUUAUGUUAACACAUAUACAUAUACAAUUAACGUUCCAGUAAAUUUUUAUAUGAUAUUAAACUAAACAAGACUGCGUUACAUAUAAUAUUGUUAGAAACAAAAAAUAUCAUGAAGUAUUGUAAAUUGUAUUGUCGACCAAUAUUUAAAACAUAUUUAAACUUUUGCAGUGAACAACGUUACGAAAAAUCUAAGUCAAUUCUAAUCUUAGUAAAGUCAUUAAUUAGAAGUAUAAUAUUUUGCCAUAUAUUUUUUGUCCCAUAUGAUAUGGCAAAUUUUCACAAAGGCAUUUUAGAUAACAAUAAAAUUUGAAAUUAGUGAGGUAAUCUAUUAUUUGUAAUGAAUUAAUAUUUAUAUAUCAAAAUCAUCACAUAAAAUCAUGUGAAGUUAAUAACUCUGGGAUUUAUUUCAGCAAGUCUAUAUAUAUAUAUUAUUAGUAAUAUAUUAAGUAUAUAUUUAUUAAUGAGAAACAGUAUAUAUAAUGGCUAAUAUUAAAUUAGUGUCUGAUUUAUUAGACUGUAGUUGCAAUAACUCUAUAGUUCCAUUUGAUUCCUAAUUCCGUAAAUGUAUAUUGAUAUAUUAAUUUAAUCGAAACUAUGAAUCAAUAGUUUCUUACACGAAUUGUCCGUAGAAAUAAUAAUUAAUUGAUCUAUAGUUAUAAAGAAAUACACAUCUCAUUAUUAAUGAAGAAAAAGAA